AUGAGUGAGGCCCCAACAACAACAACUCUAAACAUUAACACAGAGACACAGUUUCCGGUUCUUGUUCCUGUUAAAGUUGAGUCGACAUUUACCAAAGAAGCUGAACUCCAAGAGACAUCCAGAGCCACACCAUCUGUAGAGCCAAUGUUCGCGCCAUUUGUUCCUGCAGCUGGCGAGGAAGUGACUGUGACGCCCCUAGACUCUUCAUCUGUAGCUACUUCUGCCUCCUCUGUGACGCCUAGUUUCUCCGCUGACUUUGCUUACUCACAUCCUGACAUCCGUUCAAUUGAGUCUCCUGAUUCCCCGUCAACUCUUGCUUCCUCAACUCAGUUUUACAUGAAUUCUGAAACACCGGUAGACACUUUGAGCUCGUUCUCGGAAUCCAGUCGGCCACAGCUCCUCCUUGAUACAAGUGUUGCCGCUGAUAACGUGGAAGUCCUUUCAUCAGCAUCAGUGAAUUAUGUGAGGGAAUUGGAACCUCCAUUUGCCCUUCACCUGACUACUGUGGAGGAUUCCCCGGUUGAUACAGAGGUUAUCAGCGUUGAGCCCAUUGAUAGUGAGAGGUCAACUCCACUCACAGAUUUUGCCUCUCUAACAGCUGACCCACUCGCUUCACAAACCUUCGUGGCUAUCAACGAGUUGCCACAAGCAUUGCCAAUUAUCCCACCCGUUGAAAAUGUUCCCGAAACGUCAAUAGUUAUUAUUGAAGAUUCUCCAAGAACCUCUGAGGUCAUCCCUGAACCACUUUAUCUCCAGGAUGCAACUCCGACAGGUGAACAAAUGCUGGAUACUGUCGUCCUUCAUAAACAGCCUUCGACGCUGUUUCUUGUUCCAGAUAUCAGUCCUGUGGUAGCUGUCCCAACCUCGUUAUUAGAGCUUGAGGUAUCAUCCAACUCUGACCGCUCCGUGGACAGUCUUUCCAUCUAUGAGAAAGUUCCAAGCAUCAGAUCUCCCAACGCAUUAGUCUUUGAGGAAAAGUUUGUUUUCCCCGAUGACUCAAAGACAACCUCGGCACAGACCCAGGAGUUGUUGGCUACUGAGAGGUCCUACACUCUGCCUGUGCCAGCUGAACCACUUGAAAUAUUUGAAAUAUCAAACAAUAUAAAAAGAAAGGUUUCCCAACCCUCCCCGGAGCCUUCUAUCUUACUGACUGUCCCACCACAGGAGGAACUUCGUCAGUCAGUCUCCAUUGACGACCAAAUGUUAGAUUCCUUGAGAUUAGUUCCUGUUGAUACUCCUGGCGACUAUCUUUCACAGCCAUAUUUGAGUAAGGCCACUUUGCUCACACCAGCUGAGGAAGAACACCAGACUCGCACACAUACUGACACAGACUACACAGUAGUUUCUGAUACUCCUGUCCCCGCUCAUGAUAACACCAGGACUCCACUUGGUCCCUUCCUCACAGGGACAGACGUCAUACUACUGUCUGUAGAGGAAGUACCCGAGAGGUUCCAAAGUCCUGGGGCGAGUUAUCCCCAGUUGGAGAUCUCCGCGCCCGCUCACGUUGCUCUGGAGGGUGACGAAGCAGUUCAAGUUUCUAUAGCGGAGGUUCCCACGUCUCCUUCCUCAUUUAUCCUCACUCGAAGACUUGAUACUGUGAAAUAUACUACUCCACCCCUUCUUCCUCCCUUAAUGAAGUCCUCGCUGCUACUGACGUAA
Molecule: messenger RNA, 1659 nt
Organism: Homarus americanus (American lobster)
Lineage: Eukaryota; Metazoa; Arthropoda; Malacostraca; Decapoda; Nephropidae
Product: mucin-2-like
Exons: 1
Coding region: 1-1659 (552 amino acids)
Source: RefSeq, a predicted model, not a curated record